AUGCCUCUUAUGAUGGCUGACAAUAAACUUUCCCCCUCGUCUCUCUCUCCAAACUUCAAAAAUGAGUAUUUAGAGAACAUAGUCUCUCGUCCCACCACCACCAACAAUGACAACGACGAUACAUUGUUGAUGCCACCACCAUCAUAUGCACAAACCUUCUCUAAUGGGUAUAUGGAUCUCUCUCAAAAUCCAAAGGAGGAAAUUACCAAAAAACGUAAGGGUAGACCCCAAGGCUCUAGAAAUAAACCUAAAUCACGCAUCAUUAUUGAGGAAAACACAGAAGCCCUGGCAAAAGUAGUUACAAUUAAGAUCUGUGUUGGAGAAGAUAUUGUGGAGACUCUAGUUAACUAUGCUAUACGUCGGCAAGUUGACAUAGUAGUGUCGAGGGGUUUCGGUCUUGUAUGUAAUGUUACUCUUCUUGAUCCGGUAUCUUGUGUCCCGUUAUUACCCAUCGAAGGACCAUUACAUAUGACAUCUUUAUUUGGAACAUAUGUAAAUCCUAAUUGUGAAUGCGUUCCUUCACAAUUCAUAGCUAAUCCACCAUGUUCCUCUUUUACCAUAUAUUUCUCUGGUAUUAAUGGGCAUGUGUUUGGCGGAGUUGUUGGUGGAAAAGUUAUUGCUGCUGGAAUUAUUUUUAUCAAUGCCACUCUUGUCAAGAAAACUACAUUCCAUAGAGCGGUUUCUAUCAAGAGAAAUGAUCGACAAAUUGAAGAGGGUGGACCAAUACGUGAAGAUGGUGCCAUCAACAAUGAUGACCAUCUAGCACAUGAAUCUCACAACAACAACAAUAUUGUUUUUCACAUGUCAACAACCUUCAAUAACGUGGGUGCUAAUUCAACUCAAUUGAAUCAUCAAAUGUCCCAUAACUAUCUUCCUACGGAUGAGAGUGCCAUGUCGUGGAACCACUCAACUCACUAA
Molecule: messenger RNA, 918 nt
Organism: Vicia faba (fava bean)
Lineage: Eukaryota; Viridiplantae; Streptophyta; Magnoliopsida; Fabales; Fabaceae
Source: the annotation of a GenBank genome assembly